Molecule: messenger RNA, 657 nt
Organism: Penicillium paradoxum
Lineage: Eukaryota; Fungi; Ascomycota; Eurotiomycetes; Eurotiales; Aspergillaceae
Product: putative Golgi traffic protein SFT2
Exons: 4
Coding region: 1-657 (218 amino acids)
Biological process (GO): vesicle-mediated transport
Cellular component (GO): membrane
Source: RefSeq, a predicted model, not a curated record
AUGGCGAAUAACUCGUUUCGAGACUCCGUCAACUCGCUAGGAUGGUCGCGUAGAGAUCCGGAUCUGCCCGUACGCACUGGCGCGUCAUCGAACACCUCGUUCUUUUCCCGUCUGCAGACUUACAACCCGUUCGGUGAAGGAGGUUAUGUUCAACUGCCCACUCACAAUGAAGGUCCCGGUGCCCCGUUACCGGCACCCAAUCGACGGGAAGAAGAAGAGGGCUUUUUUGCUUUGAGUCGGUGGGACCGCAUGCUCAUCUUUGGUGCAUGUAAUUUGGGCGCAGCCGUCUGUUUCAUGCUCUGCUUCUUCCUGUUCCCUGUCUUGACACUGAAGCCCCGCAAAUUCGCAGUCCUAUGGUCUGUCGGCUCAGUCCUGUUUUUGAUAUCAUGGGCGGUUCUCAUGGGACCGCGGACAUACGCUAAGCAUCUGAUCUCUGGAGCACGACUGCCAUUCACAGCAGCCUAUUUCGGAUCGAUUGCGCUCACACUAUACUUUGCUAUCGGGCUUCAGUCGCUCUUCCUUACCCUCAUUUCCUCCAUCCUCCAGCUCGUCGCCCUGGUCUGGUACCUUGUCAGCUAUUUCCCUAUGGGCAGCACCGGUCUGCAAUAUGUCGGUCGUUUCGGAGCUUCGCGUGUUACCUCCUGGAUCAAUGGUUGA